This is a messenger RNA of Mollisia scopiformis, 924 nucleotides long. Its product is annotated as RING finger domain-containing protein. NCBI's taxonomy places the organism in Eukaryota, Fungi, Ascomycota, Leotiomycetes, Helotiales, Mollisiaceae. The annotation marks the transcript as partial. The record is from RefSeq and is a predicted model, not a curated record. Gene Ontology annotation, molecular function: zinc ion binding. The transcript is spliced from 2 exons.
GCCUGGUCUUGGCCAGAAGAUAUCAAUACGGGGAAUCACGAUGCGUUUUCAACUGAAAAUUAUCAUCCUCCUGGAACCUUCGCAGAAGAAGAGCCUGAGCCGAAGUUCGAGUCAGAAACACAACCAGAAGAUGCUGGUCCUCUUCCGAGGCAGAGGCACUAUCCACCACGAACAUGUAGGAUAUGCUUGGAAGAAGUGCCGCCAACCUACGACGGGCUGACCGGUGGCAUACCUUCUAUCCUUCAUCCAGCCCCAAAAGUCAGAUACGUUUCUCCAGAUUUGGGUCGCCUGAUCCGACCUUGCAAGUGCCGCGGCUCUCAGAAAUACGUCCAUGAAGGUUGUCUACAGGCAUGGAGACAUGCAGAUCCAGCGUACGGACGACGCAACUUUUGGGAAUGUCCAACCUGCAAGUUCAAAUAUAGUCUGGAGAGGAUGAGAUGGAGUCGAGUCAUUACGAGCACGAUGACACAGAUUGUUCUCACAUUUGCGAUUAUGCUGGCUGCGGUCUUUGUCUUCGGAUUCGUUGCAGAUCCGAUUAUCAACCUCUACCUUGAUCCUUAUGAGACUAUUACCUCCAUACCCACUGGCGGACCGCGUCUACUUCUCGAAGAUGAGGAGGCUUCUUGGGCUGAGCAUUUUCUGAAAGGAUUGGCCUCCCUUGGGCUUCUAGGUUUCGUGAAGGUAUUUUUUGCAAUGUCUCCUUGGCACUGGUGGAAUCUACGCCAAACAGGCAUCUUGGGUGGCGGCCGCAGAAGAGGCGGGACUGGAAGGGACCGCUUAGAGGAUAUUUCUUGGACUGUCGUCAUCAUUGGAGUCGUAACCUUCUUAGCUGCCGUAUGGACUUGGGUGCGUUCUUGGACAAAGAAUGCCCUUGAAAAGGCAGGUGAACGAGUUGCCGAUGUCCAAGGAGAUGAGGACGAAGAU